Molecule: messenger RNA, 522 nt
Organism: Fraxinus pennsylvanica
Lineage: Eukaryota; Viridiplantae; Streptophyta; Magnoliopsida; Lamiales; Oleaceae
Source: the annotation of a GenBank genome assembly
AUGGCAACCAUAAUCACCACAACAAGGCACCCUAUACUUCAGCGCGGAGCUGUCUCCGUGCAAACUACCAACAACACGGAGCUGCCUCCCAGCGCUGUGCACGGAGCUGCCUCUGUGUUGAAUGGAGAGGGAUUGGAGUUCGAAACUCUCCGUGCUGAACUCAGCGAUGAGGCAAAACAAAAGAUUGUGAGUAAUGUUGUGAGUGCGUUGUCUGAUUUUGUGGAGAUAGAAUCACAGGAUAAAGUUCAACUGAGUGUCUCAACUGAUCUCGAUCUUGGCACCAUUUACUCUGUCACUGUGCCAGUGCAUCGGGUGAGAUCUGAAUAUCUAGUCGAGAAUGAAAUUGGAGCAAUAACAAACAUUGAGUACAAAACUACUGGAGAAACCUCCGAUUCUGUUGAUGUCAAGUUUGAUUUCUACAUUCCAAGCGAAGCCACAUGGAGGCCCCCCGAAAAAACAAAUGUCUUUCUUGUUUGGUUUGGCAUUUUCAUUUUUUUACUUUCCUUUCUUUCGACAUGCUAG